AUGAGAAAACUGAAGCCAAAGGAAAUUAAGUGCCUCACCCAGGGUGACACAGCUUACACAGUCUUCCCAAUGGCUACCAACACCACAGCCCCUGCACCAAUCCCGUCCAGCCUCAUGUUUAUCCGGUCCCUGUCCAUCAUACUGCUCUCACUGGCCCUGGUGUUGGGACUUCCUGGAAACAGCUUUGUGGUGUGGAGUAUCCUGGCCCAGAUGCGACAUCGCUCUGUCACGGCCCUUCUGGUCCUGAACCUGGCAGUGGCUGAUCUGGCUGUGCUACUUACUGCACCUUUCUUCCUCCACACCCUGGCUGGUGGCACCUGGUCCUUUGGUCUGGCUGGUUGCCGCCUCUGCCACUACAUCUGUGGAGUCAGCAUGUAUGCCAGCGUCCUCCUCAUCACAGCCAUGAGCCUCGAUCGCUCCCUGGCUGUAGCUCGCCCUUUCCUCUCUCAGAAAUUUCGAACCAAGUCAGUCGCCUGGAAAGUCUUGGUGGGCAUCUGGGUGGUUUCUACCUUCUUGGCAGUCCCUGUUAUUGUGUACCGGCAGGUACACGCAGUGGCGCCAGGCAGAGUGAAAUGUGAAGCGUGCUACUCUACCCUUGGCCACGCAGCUUUCCAUUUGCUCUUUGAGUCCAUCACAGGCUUCGUGCUGCCUUUUGUCGCAAUUGUGGGCAGCUAUUCAGACAUUGGGCGGCGCCUGCAGGCCACUAGGUUCCGUCGGAGUCGCCGUACUGGACGUCUGGUGGUGCUGAUCAUUUUGACCUUUACUAUCUUCUGGCUGCCCUACCAUGUUGUGAACCUGGGAGAGGCAUCCAGGGCCCUGGGUGGGUAUGAAAUAGGGGAGGGAUCGGCAGGGAAGAAGCUGAGCUUGGCUCGAAACAUUCUUAUUGCCCUAGCCUUCCUGAGUAGCAGCCUGAACCCUAUACUGUAUGCCUGUGCUGGUGGUGGGCUACUCCGCUCAGCUGGUGUUGGCUUUGUAGCCAAGCUCCUUGAGGGCACUGGCUCAGAGAUUUCCAGCACCCGGAGGGCCACCCAGCUUCAAACACCCCGUAGCAACCCCAAUAAUCCUCUGGAACCCGGACCAGCAGAGGAGCUCACUCUUUCCACCAAUCCCACUGACUGA
Molecule: messenger RNA, 1119 nt
Organism: Trichosurus vulpecula (common brushtail)
Lineage: Eukaryota; Metazoa; Chordata; Mammalia; Diprotodontia; Phalangeridae
Gene: LTB4R
Product: leukotriene B4 receptor
Exons: 2
Coding region: 1-1119 (372 amino acids)
Biological process (GO): inflammatory response; complement receptor mediated signaling pathway; positive regulation of cytosolic calcium ion concentration
Cellular component (GO): plasma membrane
Molecular function (GO): leukotriene receptor activity; complement receptor activity
Source: RefSeq, a predicted model, not a curated record